Molecule: messenger RNA, 455 nt
Organism: Adineta ricciae
Lineage: Eukaryota; Metazoa; Rotifera; Eurotatoria; Adinetida; Adinetidae
Source: the annotation of a GenBank genome assembly
AUGUCCGUUAGCACAAAUUCUCUUCAGACUAUUUAUUCGAAUGAAGGUCGUCCACAAUUGGUCCUCGAUUAUUUCGUUUUCAAAUUGAACAAACGAACGGAAAAAAAACUUUACUGGAAAAGUACAGUAAUGAAUUGUCCAGCACAUAUUCACACGGAUACAAAUAACAACUUGCUGUACAAAAAAGGGGAACACAAUCAUUUGCCUGAAUCAGAGGAUUUUAUGGUGAAAAAAUUUCGAGCCGCUCUCAAGGAACGAGUGAUAAAUGAAACGAUACCAAUACAAAAAAUUUAUGACGAAGAAAGCGUCAAAGCAAAUUUUUCAUCAAACGCACUCGCAUCAGUUUCAUUCAUCAAACACAUACAAUCAGGUUUAAAUCGUGCACGAAGAAAACUGACACCAACAUUACCUACAUCAAAUUUAUUCGAUAUACCUCCUGGAUAUCAAACAACAGC